Peronospora matthiolae is the source of this 1938-nucleotide messenger RNA. The record is from the annotation of a GenBank genome assembly. NCBI's taxonomy places the organism in Eukaryota, Oomycota, Peronosporomycetes, Peronosporales, Peronosporaceae.
AUGUUGGCCAUUACGAGCUUCCCUCGCCGCUUCCCCACCGCCAGCAAACGGCCGUUACGUCUGACUCGCUCCGCCCCGUCGUCUUCCGCCCUUACUAGACGCCCCUCCUUCCACCUCCUCUCUCCUUUGCAAGUGCAUUGCACGACCCAAGGCUCACCGUCCUUCUCCUCGCUCACUGAUCGUCUAUCAAGACACUGUCCCCAACCGCCACCAUCCAGUCAAUCGUCCGCCUUUGCCUCGUCUGCCGCGAGUGUCCGUGACGACAUUCACGACAGCGACGACCUCUUUCUCUAUGGCGAGCGGCCCGACGAGUGGUUCACGACUGCGCGCAAUCCGCGCACAGACCCGACGUUUCCCGGCGUGGACCGUGUAUCCGGCCGUCUCAGUGCCGUCAGAACGCCAGACCUCCGCUCUUGCUCGCACCGCGAUCUGCUCGACUACUUGGACAACACGUGGGUCAUGACGGACGCGCUGUUCGCAACGCUGCAGGGCGAGCGCGCGUUCCUGACGCCGCCGCCGCAUCAGCUGCGCCACCCGCUCAUCUUUUACUACGGCCAUCCCACGAGUUUCUUCGUCAACAAAUUGGUCCUGGCAGGCCUCCUGCCCGAGCCCAUCAAUCCCUACUUUGAGCACAUUUUCGAGGUCGGCGUGGACGAAAUGCGCUGGGACGACAUGAGCAAGAACGAGAUGCAGUGGCCACACGCCGCUGAAGUACUGGCAUAUCGUCGUCAAGUCUACGAGCGUGUCCGGAACGUCAUCGAGACGCAUCCAGACCUCGAGCCCGGUCACGAGCCUAUUACCGAGGACCAGCCACUCUGGGCGCUCAUGAUGGCGCUCGAACAUGAGCGGAUCCACCAAGAGACGACGUCGAUGCUCAUGUUGGAACACCCGGUCGAGUUUUUUCAAAGCACAGCUUUACUGCCCGACUACCACGAGUCGGUAUCAUCCCCUCGAACCAAAGACAUGACGGCUGCAGCUCGGCAUCCGGUGGCUGGCGUGGACUACCCCGAGAACGAGUUCCUGGAUGUAGCCGCGUCAAAUGUGCUUCUUGGCAAACCGCGGGACUUUCCGUCGUUCGGUUGGGACAAUGAGUACGGCUACCGCGAGGUGAAGGUGCCUGCGUGUCGCGCGACCAAGUUCCUCGUGUCAAACGGCGAGUUCUACGACUUUGUGCAGGACGGAGGCUACACAAAGCCGUCGUACUGGAGCAAAGAGGGCUGGGCGUGGCGCAGCUUUCGGGACACGAAAGCCCCGGCGUUUUGGGUGCAAGACGGACCUGCAGAUAGGCACGGCUACCGGCUCCGUGUAAUGUUCGACGUGGUGUCCAUGCCGUGGAGCUGGCCCGCCCAGGUCAAUCUGCACGAGGCACAGGCCUUUUGCCAAUGGAAGCAAAGCCAGCAAACAGACGAGCGAGUGGUCUACCACCUCACGACUGAAGCAAUCCAUCAGCAGCUGCGAAAUGCCCAGGAUCGCUCCGCUGACACAACGUCGGACGACAUUUUGAUGCUGCCGGAGCACGCCAACAUGGCUACAGCAAUGGGCAAGAACCUGAACUGGUCGUACUUGUCGUUCUCGCCCGUGGACGCCUUGCCGCCAACGUCGCAGGGUUUCCACGACGUCUUCGGUAACGCCUGGGAGUGGUGUGAGGACGCGUUUGCAGCCCUGCUUGGCUUCCGCGUCCAUCCGUAUUACAAAGACUUUAGCGAGCCAUGCUUUGACGGCCAGCACCACGUUAUCAUGGGCGGUUCUUUUGCAAGUGCCGGCGACAACGGAGCCUCCAAGUUCGCGCGCUACCACUUCCGGCCCCACUUUUUCCAGCACGCGGGUUUCCGUCUUGUGGAGCGAAAGGUGGACGGCGACGAGGUUCUGACGCUGCUGUCCACCAGUGGCAAGAACGCUUCGCUUGGAGAAAUGGACACGAGUUCGUGUCGCAGAUGA